AUGAUUAGCUAUCCAGAAGCAUUGAAAUGUUUCGAAUAAGCUAUUGAAAAAAAUCCAGAAGAUUAUGAGUACUUUAUUGAUAAAAGUUUUUCUUAAAACUUAUGAAUUAGCUGACACUUUAAGAUCCAUGAAUAAGGCUAAGGAAGCUCUGGAUUCUUAUAAUCAAGCUAUUCAAAGAUUUCCUAAAGAUGAAAGAAUUUACGGAGCAAAAGGUAAACUAACCUAAUACUCUUUUAUAGCAUAGGCAUUAUGUCUUCAGAAAAUUAUGAUGAAGCUCUGAAAUACUUUGAUAAAGCAAUUUAAAUGAAUCCACAAAAUCCAAGUUUUUAUGCAGGAAAAGGUUGACACUAAUUAAUACCGAAAUAGGUGACACUCUAAGAGAUAUGAAUCGUUAUUAGGAUUCUUUAAAAUAAGUUGAUCAAGCAAUUCACUACAAUCCUGAAAAUUCAUUUUAUUAUGGAGCCAAAGGUAAAACCUAGUUUUAUAAUCCAAGCGAAUGCAUUGAUGUGUAGCAAUUAUUAUGAUGAAUUGUACGACACCUCAAUCAAUUUGAGGAAGUGCUAAAAUAUGCCGACUUUGCUAUAAAUUGGAAUCCAAAUAUAGCUGAUAAUUAUGAGCUAAAAUGUAAAUCACUAUUUGACAAUUACUAGCAAAUAUUUUAAAAUACUAGCUAAAGAUUAAUGAGGCUUUGAAAUUUUUUGAUGAGGUAUGCAGAAAAAGGUAUUUAUAUCUUAAUUAAUAUUAACUUCAGCUACACUUUAAACUAAAUUCCACUUGUAAAUUAAUAAUAAGAGCACUUAAUUGAAAUGAAUAGGCCUUGAAAUAUUGCUCUAUUGCUCUUAAUAAAGGAUCAUAUAACCACAAUUAUAUCUUAAUAAAAUGGUAUAAAUGACUUUAUUCUCAUAGUGAUUACCUUAUUAUAGAUGUGUCGCUGGAGAGAAUC
Molecule: messenger RNA, 943 nt
Organism: Paramecium octaurelia
Lineage: Eukaryota; Ciliophora; Oligohymenophorea; Peniculida; Parameciidae
Source: the annotation of a GenBank genome assembly